UGGCAAUUUGUCUCAUGUGACCUGCUGUAUUUUACACUUAGGACAAAAGUCUGAUCAGAGCAAAACUCACUGUAUUUCCUUCCCAUGACUAAUCUGCUAAAAUCAUACAGAAAGGAAAUGAAGAUAAAGAUAAGCAAAAUAAUAAGGAGAAUGACAAAAUUCUGCUGAACUGAGAGUAAACAGAAGUGACCAGGAGGAAGAGUUUCUUUCAAUGAGCCCAGUGAUUGAUUGACAGUAGUUUUGUGUUUAAGUAGAACACCACUCCAAAUGCACACUUUGGGGAGUACUUUGGCUUUGAGAUUACUGAUCUCCAUCAUUAUCAUGGUACCUGAUUCAAGUAGUCCAUGCAUGGAUGAAAAGCAGACGGCAUUAUCUCCUCUAGAAGUUAAUACUUCACUGUCUGAGCAGACAGGUGCAAAGGUUGUGCUCUGUUGUCCUUUUAUUCCACCAUCAAGAGUGUUGGUGAUUGUAACAUGGCAAAUAGUCCUCAGAGACAAGCCUUUGUGCAGCAUUUCCUACAAGAGAGAAACAAAUGAGACUUUGGAGAACAACUGUACUGAUGGGAGAAUCACCUGGGCCUCCAGACCUGACCAGAGUCCUCACCUUCAGAUCCAUCCAGUAGUCGUCUCUCAUGAAGGGAAUUACAGGUGUCAAAUGGCAACAAUUGAUGGGAAUUUCGAACAUAAUUAUCACCUCCAAGUGUUAGUGCCCCCUGAAGUGACUGUGUUUCCAGAGAAGAAUAGAACCGUGGUGUGCCAGGCAGUUGCAGGCAGGCCAGCUGCACAGAUAUUUUGGACCCCAGAGGGGGAUUGUGCCCCUGAGAAACAGGACGGGGUCAAUGGCACAGUGACCACCAGGAGUACGUGCCAUUAUCCAGAUGGCAACGUGUCCACCGUGACCUGCUUUGUCUCCCACCCAACUGGCAACAGGAGUCUAUCCACAGAUCUGCUUCCUGAUUCAAGUAGUUCAUGCAUGGAUGAAAAGCAGACGGCAUUAUCUCCUCUAGAAGUUACCACUUCACUGUCUGUGCCGAUGGGUACAACAGUUGUGCUCUGUUGCCCUUGUAUUCCUUUGACAAGAGUGCUGAUAACAGCAUGGCAAAUAAUCUUCAGAGGCAAGCCUUCAUGCAACAUUGCUUACGACAGGGAAACAAAUCAGACCAUCGAAACCAACUGUGGUGACAGGAGAAUAACCUGGGCCUCCAGACCUGACCAGAGUCCUCACCUUCAGAUCCAAGCAAUGGCCAUCACUCAUGAUGGGUAUUAUAAGUGUCAAAUGGUAACAUAUGAUGGGACUUUCCGUCGUGGAUAUCACCUCCAGGUGUUAGGUCACCAAACACCAGAAUCUCCAGGUUCAACUCUGCUGAUAAUUCUCUAUGUGAAACUUACUCUUCUUGUGGUCACUCUGGUCAUUGUGGGAUUCGCUUUCCUCCAGAGAAUAAAUGAUUGCAGAGAAUAAAAACCAGAAGAGUUGGAAGUCAGUCGAUGAGACAUUACAAGAAAGAAGCCAUUUGUAAUCAGCAUUCAUGUGCAACGUCUAGCCUAAGUGCAUUUUAGUACCUUAGCAUUUAUGAGAAUGGACAUAAUAAGUUGGCAAUCUGCUUCAAUCUCUUACCAUACAGUAUGUACACAUGAAAAAAUUUGGUGCUUUCUCUCAUACAUGUCAAGAAUAUCUUAUCUAUUCUCCCCUUUCCUUCAGUGAGUGCUCAUUUGCAAAAGUAAAACAAUCCUGCUUCUCAGUGUAAAGAAGAUGGCUCAGCAACUCAAACAACAAUGUUGAGCAGUUUUUAUAUACCCUUGGGUCCUUUGAAUGGUACUUUCAUCCAGCUUUUUGGUUUCUUUGCCCCCUUGAAAUGCUAAUCCAAGUUGCAAUGGCUGGAGUCACUAUAAAAACUGCCUACAAAUGGGCCAGUAGCUGACUUUCCAUCCCUUUUUUUCUCACUAGCAAGUAGCAGGGCAGUCCCAUUGCAUAUCUGAACUAAACACUGAGUGAAUGACUUAGAGUCCUUUUUAGCAAUGCUUGCAUUUUAGUAGAAUUUAUAAGUUAUUCUCAACUAAGGAACUGCUAGUGUCCUUGGAGACAAUGCCGAAGGUCUUCUUACCUUUUAGAGCUCCAAGUGUCUCAGUUCCAUUUGUGGUCUACAUUCUAAGUUACAGAGGUUGGAUUAAUGAGGGUAAAGGGUAAGAUAAUAGUGAAGCGCUAGUAUCUUGAAAGGCCACUGUAAACUGAGACCUUAUCUCCACUUGAUUCAGAUGGUAAUCCUGUAGUAAAAAAUAUUGUUUCACUUAGAUAAUUCUUUUUCUUUUUUGAUAAUGUAG
Molecule: messenger RNA, 2318 nt
Organism: Sciurus carolinensis (gray squirrel)
Lineage: Eukaryota; Metazoa; Chordata; Mammalia; Rodentia; Sciuridae
Product: cell surface glycoprotein CD200 receptor 4-like
Exons: 9
Coding region: 268-1458 (396 amino acids)
Biological process (GO): regulation of neuroinflammatory response
Cellular component (GO): external side of plasma membrane
Molecular function (GO): signaling receptor activity
Source: RefSeq, a predicted model, not a curated record